UGUGCAUUUACCGCCCCCCCGGCCAAGAAGGCCACGGAGGAGGACGGCCAAGAGCAGAAGGUCCCGGAAGCCACCAACCGCCGGGUCUGGGAACUGUCCAAGGCCAAUUCUCGAUUUGCCACUAACUUCUACCAGCACCUGGCAGACUCCAAGAAUGACAACGACAACAUUUUCCUGUCACCCUUGAGCAUCUCCACGGCUUUUGCUAUGACCAAGCUGGGUGCCUGUAAUGACACUCUGAAGCAGCUGAUGGAGGUUUUUAAAUUUGAUACCAUCUCUGAGAAAACAUCGGACCAGAUCCAUUUCUUCUUUGCCAAACUGAACUGCCGACUCUAUCGAAAAGCCAACAAGUCCUCAGACUUGGUAUCAGCCAACCGCCUUUUUGGAGACAAAUCCCUCACCUUCAACGAGAGCUAUCAAGAUGUUAGUGAGGUUGUCUAUGGAGCCAAGCUCCAGCCCCUGGACUUCAAGGAGAAUCCGGAGCAAUCCAGAGUGACCAUCAACAGCUGGGUAGCUAAUAAGACUGAAGGCCGCAUCAAAGACGUCAUCCCCCAAGGCGCCAUUAACGAGCUCACUGCCCUGGUGCUGGUUAACACCAUUUACUUCAAGGGCCUGUGGAAGUCAAAGUUCAGCCCUGAGAACACAAGGAAGGAACCAUUCUACAAAGCUGACGGGCAGUCAUGCCUUGUGCCCAUGAUGUACCAGGAAGGCAAAUUCAAAUACCGGCGCGUGGCAGAGGGCACCCAGGUGCUAGAGCUGCCCUUCAAGGGCGAUGACAUCACCAUGGUGCUCAUCCUGCCCAAGCCUGAGAAGAGCCUGGCCAAGGUGGAGCGGGAACUCACCCCGGAGCUGCUGCAGGAGUGGCUGGAUGAGCUGUCCGAGGUGAUGCUUGUGGUGCACAUGCCUCGCUUCCGCACCGAGGAUAGCUUCAGCCUGAAGGAGCAGCUGCAAGACAUGGGCCUCACUGAUAUCUUCAGCCCUGAGAAGUCCCAACUCCCAGGGAUCGUUGCUGGGGGCAGGGAUGAUCUCUUUGUCUCUGAUGCAUUCCACAAAGCAUUUCUUGAGGUAAAUGAGGAAGGCAGUGAAGCAGCAGCGAGUACUUCUGUCGUGAUUACUGGCCGGUCACUGAACCCCAAUAGGGUGACCUUCAAGGCCAACAGGCCCUUCCUGGUUCUUAUAAGGGAAGUUGCAUUGAACACUAUUAUAUUCAUGGGGAGAGUGGCUAAUCCUUGUGUUAACUAAAAUAUUCUUA
Molecule: messenger RNA, 1252 nt
Organism: Apodemus sylvaticus (European woodmouse)
Lineage: Eukaryota; Metazoa; Chordata; Mammalia; Rodentia; Muridae
Gene: Serpinc1
Product: serpin family C member 1
Exons: 6
Coding region: 208-1242 (344 amino acids)
Molecular function (GO): serine-type endopeptidase inhibitor activity
Source: RefSeq, a predicted model, not a curated record